ACCAAACAAUUCCGCGCCGUAACAAUGUAGUUCCAUGCGGAAACUUUAUGGGGAUACAUCUGGAAUCAGCUAGAAAUGAUCAUCAAAUUUACAGAGCCUCCAUCAGUUCUCUAACAACUACCGCCAACGUACUAGCGCCUGCUGGUGGGUCGCAAGGUAAUGAUGGAGUGGCUAAAAAGACGGACAACUGUGGAGGAAACAAAUUCGCCCCGGCGUGCAUUGAUCCGCAACUGGUGGCCUACUAUGAUGAAAUAGUUGAUCUACCGAAUCAUCCCGAGAAGCUUCUGAUCGACGUUCGCGAGCCUACUGAGUUGGCCGCCACGGGUCGCAUUCCGACGAGCAUCAACAUCCCAUUGAAAACCGUACGAACUGAGCUUACUCUCAGUCCGGAGACAUUUGAAGCUAAGUACGGGCGCCAAAAACCUACAGCUGAAGAUCCUAUCAUAUUUAGCUGCCGUUCAGGUGUCCGAGCAGGGCAAGCAGCAUUUGAGGCCGAACAACUUGGAUUCCACAAUGUGAAAAACUAUGUUGGCUCAUGGCAGGAGUGGGGACCGCGGCAUGGCUUGCCCCGCCGAAAGUACCAGUCGUUUCGAUUCUUUUGGAGUUGCUGUCUCGGAAGUAAGAUGUCGAUAGCAACAUAUGAAGAGGUGUUGGAUUUGCCCAACCAUCCCGAGAAGCUACUGGUCGAUGUACGAGGCCCAGAGGAGCUUGCCGAAACGGGAAAGAUUCCAACGAGUAUCAACAUUCCACUCGAUAAAGUGAAACAAGCUUUCGGUCCGGAAACGUCGGAUGAGGAGUUUGCAAGGCUUUAUGGAGUUCCAAAACCAGCACCUGAUCACUAUCUUAUCCUGUCUUGCCGCACCGGACGUCGUAGUCAGAUGGCACUCGAAGCGAUCACAGAGUUAGGUUACAGAAACGCCCGUAACUACAAGGGAUCCUGGACGGAAUGGGCCGCAAAGCAGGGGAAAUGAAAGCCCAGGUUUGAUACCUUAGAAUGUUGAAAAAGUGAAUCUGCUAUCAAUCUUCAAUCUACAAAACGGUGCUUCAUUGCUUAUGGAAAAGGGAGAAAUAGCACGAUUAUUUGUUGCAACAUAUUUGAGUUGAAAUACAUUGUACUCCCAUUCCCCCCAAGGAAAUUCGUUCUUUGCGAUUCUGCUAUUUAUUUAUGUCACCGUGGGAUUGUUUAUUCUGCUAUACUUUGUUUGUAAGAUGUGUGUAUACAUGAUUCAAACAAGCGCACAUUCUUACGUACCAGUAGCAGAGAAAAUAAUAUGCUGAUUAUUAG
Anopheles coustani is the source of this 1285-nucleotide messenger RNA. Its product is annotated as putative thiosulfate sulfurtransferase. The transcript has 8 exons. Bases 48 to 971 code for a protein of 307 amino acids. Gene Ontology annotation, cellular component: mitochondrion. Gene Ontology annotation, molecular function: thiosulfate-cyanide sulfurtransferase activity. The record is from RefSeq and is a predicted model, not a curated record. NCBI's taxonomy places the organism in Eukaryota, Metazoa, Arthropoda, Insecta, Diptera, Culicidae.